Loa loa (African eye worm) is the source of this 297-nucleotide messenger RNA. RefSeq lists its product as hypothetical. Lineage: Eukaryota; Metazoa; Nematoda; Chromadorea; Rhabditida; Onchocercidae. The transcript is spliced from 3 exons. The coding region runs from base 1 to 297 and encodes 98 amino acids. The record is from RefSeq and is a predicted model, not a curated record.
AUGUUAACCCAAGUACAAUUUACACCUACGCCUGAAUAUAAAACUGUAUUACUUGGAAAUGGCAGUGUUGGAAAAAGUGCUCUAGUUAAGAAGGAAAUUGCCAUUGACGGGACGAUUUGUAUAGUAAAAGUCCUUGACAUCGCUGGAACUAUAAGUUUUGAUUCCAUUUACAUUGCUAAUUCCUCAUUCGAAAGCCAGGAAUGUUCGAGCAAUGCGCGAUUUAUACACAAAAAUGGCGAUGGCUUCAUUGUAAUGUAUUCACUUAUUGAUGCUGCAACUCUUACAGAUACGACUUAA